AUGCAUCUUUUCAUGCCAACACUCCUCGUCUCGCUGUGGACCACAGUCCAAGCCCUCCCUCCCCAGGGCCAGCAGCACAAGCUCUUCACCCGAGGACCCGCCUUCGCUGGCUUCCCCAACGCCACUAUUCAAAUCCACAGUCCCGACCUAGGCGCAUCUGGAUCGCAACUGGGCAUCGACUUCACUCUCGACGGUGCAGGCUUCUUUCCCGCACUGUCCUGGAAACGCCCGGCGCGCGUCACCGUCCGCGAAUACGUGCUCGUCAGUGAAGACGCCGACGCCGACGCCGAAACACCCAUCCUGCACGGACUAUACUACGGCAUUCCACCUGUGUUCACGGGAUUGACCAACGAUGAUUUUGCCGUCGAUACCUCCCGCAAGGAACCGUACUCGUUAAAGGGCGGGUUCCAGUACGGCCGCAAUCUGGGGCUGACGACGUAUAUGCCGCCAUCACCGCCGUUGGGACGGGGUCGGCAUCGGUAUUUCUUCCAGCUGGUGGCGCUGGGUAACCCGUUGGAUCGGAAGCGGAUGGACUCGUUUGAUGCAUUGGAUGGAGUACGCAUCAUAAACUCAUUCAAUAAGACGCAGCUGUUCGAUGCAGGAUUCAUUCUAGGCUGCUUGUUUUACAGUAUCCUGAGAGAAUAUAUAUCUGACGGACAAUGUUCAAUACCAAUGGUUGACAAUGAUUAUCAAUUGGGAGAAUAA
Messenger RNA from Aspergillus terreus NIH2624, 705 nucleotides. Its product is annotated as YbhB/YbcL family Raf kinase inhibitor-like protein. NCBI's taxonomy places the organism in Eukaryota, Fungi, Ascomycota, Eurotiomycetes, Eurotiales, Aspergillaceae. The transcript has 2 exons. Bases 1 to 705 code for a protein of 234 amino acids. The record is from RefSeq and is a predicted model, not a curated record.